AUGACCCCAGCUACCUCUCCCAUCGGUGCAUCAGGAGUAGCCCACCGAAGCCAGAGCAGCGAAGGAGUGAGUUCACUCAGCAGUUCUCCAUCUAACAGCCUUGAAACACAAUCUCAGUCUCUCUCUCGGUCUCAGAGCAUGGAUAUUGAUAGUGUCUCCUGUGAGAAAAGCAUGUCCCAGGUAGAUGUGGAUUCAGGAAUUGAAAAUAUGGAGGUUGAUGAGAAUGAUCGCAGAGAGAAAAGGAGUCUGACGGAUAAGGAACCUCUGUCUGGGUCUGAAGUGUCUGAGGAGCAGGCUUUACAGCUGGUCUGUAAGAUCUUCAGAGUCUCUUGGAAGGACCGAGACAGAGAUGUUAUCUUCCUGAAUUCACUCUCUGCCCAGUUUAAGCAGAACCCAAAGGAAGUGUUUUCAGAUUUUAAGGACUUGAUUGGGCAGAUUUUGAUGGAAGUGCUGAUGAUGUCCACCCAGUCGAGGGAUGAAAACCCGUUUGCCAGCCUGACAGCUACAUCCCAACCAAUUGCUGCAGCUGCCCGGUCUCCUGACAGAAGCCUGAUGUUAAACAUGGGCUCUAACCCAGGAAGCAGCCCUAUGUUCUGUAACGUGGGCUCCUUUGGUUCCAGUUCAUUAUCCAGUCUCUAUGGGACUAGUCCAGCUUCUACUACCAAUUUCACAAGCUAUGUACCAAUGACUGGUUCAUCUCUUACCCCACCAGCCAGCUCAGUUGCCACUGCAUCUGUGCCUUCCAUUACUGUCAGCUCUCACCUCACAGCAACAAGCCCUUCUUCGAUUCAGCCUUCUUCUCCGAGUUCACCAAGUCCUCGGGCCGUGGCUGCUAGCCCUCCAGCCAUGCCGCUCAUCACCUCCAGGCAGAGACCCACAACCAUGGGUCCGCCUUUGUUUACUGCUUCACCCAGUACCUUGCGCAGGCGUUCUUCUUUACUGAACAGGAUUCCUUCUAGUAUAUACGACAACCCUUUCUCCCUCCUCCUUCUUGCCGUUUCUGAUGUGUCUGAGGACAGUAGUGAUGAAGAAAAUGAAGAUGAUGAUUUUGCUUGUGUCCAGUUUGGGUCCAGUAUGGGAGGAUCUGGCAGCUCAAGUGUUUCCGAUUCCUGCAGUGACCACUUCACCAUUGAAAACUGCAAGGAGACGGAGAUGCUGAACUACCUCAUUGAGUGUUUUGACAGAGUUGGAAUAGAGGAGAGAAAAGCGCCAAAGAUGUGUAGCCAACCAACAGUUAGCCAGUUACUGAGCAACGUCCGAUCACAGUGCAUUUCACACGCUGCUUUGGUGCUACAGGGAUCCUUAACGCAACCAAGGUCGUUGCAGCAGCAGUCUUUGCUGGUACCAUAUAUGCUGUGUAGGAAUCUCCCAUUUGGCUUCAUCCAAGAAUUGGUGAGAACAACUUAUCAGGAUGAAGAGGUGUUCAAACAGAUCUUUAUUCCCAUUUUACAAGGCCUGGCUGUAGCUUCCAAAGAGUGCUCCCUUGAUAGUGACAAUUUUAAAUACCCGCUUAUGGCACUAUGUGAACUUUGUGAAAUCAAGUUUGGGAAAACACACCCUAUGUGCAGUUUGGUUGUUUCUUUGCCCUUGUGGUUGCCUAAAUCUUUAAGUGCAGGUGCAGGAAGAGAGCUGCAGAGACUUUCCUAUCUUGGAGCCUUCUUCAGUCUCUCUGUCUUCGCUGAAGAUGACAACAAAGUAGUUGAAAAGUACUUCUCAGGUCCUGCAAUUACUCUUGAAAACACCCGAGUUGUUAGCCAGUCUUUGCAACAUUACCUGGAAUUAGCAAGGCAAGAGUUGUUCAAGAUUCUACACAGUAUUUUACUGAAUGGUGAAACUCGAGAAGCAGCUCUCAAUUACAUGGCAGCUAUUGUCAACGCCAACAUGAAAAAGGCACAAAUGCAGACAGACGAUCGUUUGGUAUCUACAGACGGCUUUAUGCUCAACUUCUUAUGGGUACUACAGCAACUAAGUACGAAGAUAAAGCUGGAAACGGUUGAUCCCAUGUACAUAUUUCAUCCCAGGUGUCGUAUUGACCUCCCAACAGAUGAGACAAGAGUAAAAGCAACAAUGGAGGAUCUUACCGCCUGGAUUGCUGAACUUUACAGGGAUCCGUCUCCAUUUUCUGAGCCGAAAUUCCCAACAGAAUGUUUCUUCCUAACCCUGCAUGCCCAUCAUCUCUCAAUCCUGCCAAGCUGCCGUCGGUACAUACGUAGGCUGCGAGCCAUCAGGGAGCUCAACAGGACUGUUGAAGAUUUGAAAAACAAUGAAAGUCAGUGGAAGGAUUCUCCUCUGGCUACCAGGCAUCGAGAAAUGCUGAAACGUUGCAAGACACAGCUUAAGAAACUGGUGAGGUGCAAGGCUUGUGCAGAUGCUGGUUUGCUGGAUGAGAACUUUCUCAGGAGAUGUCUGAAUUUCUAUGGCAUGGUGAUUCAGCUGAUGCUUCGCAUUCUUGACCCUGCCUAUCCCAACAUUAAAUUGCCUUUAACUCCUGAAGUUCCGAAGGUAUUUGCAGCAUUGCCAGAGUUUUACGUGGAAGAUGUUGCUGAAUUUUUAUUUUUUAUUGUACAAUAUGCUCCUCAGGUGCUUUAUGAGCCCUGUACUCAGGACAUAGUGAUGUUCCUUGUUGUGAUGCUGUGCAACCAGAACUACAUCCGAAAUCCUUAUUUAGUAGCCAAGCUAGUGGAAGUGAUGUUCAUGACGAAUCCAGCUGUUCAGCCCCGGACACAGAAGUUCUUUGAAAUGAUUGAGAAUCAUCCUCUCUCCACUAAAUUGUUAGUCCCCUCCCUGAUGAAGUUUUACACAGAUGUUGAACAUACCGGAGCCACUAGCGAAUUCUAUGACAAGUUUACAAUCCGCUACCACAUCAGCACCAUUUUCAAAAGCCUCUGGCAGAACAUAGCUCACCAUGGUACAUUUAUGGAAGAGUUCAACUCUGGGAAGCAGUUUGUUCGCUACAUCAACAUGCUGAUAAAUGACACAACUUUCUUGCUGGAUGAGAGUCUGGAGUCCCUAAAACGUAUCCAUGAAGUGCAAGAGGAGAUGAAGAAUAAAGAUCAAUGGGACCUGCUGCCCAGGGAUCAGCAACAGGCUCGUCAGUCGCAGCUAGCUCAGGAUGAGCGGGUGUCUCGUUCAUAUCUUGCCCUGGCAACAGAAACUGUUGAUAUGUUCCAUAUCCUUACCAAGCAGGUUCAAAAGCCUUUUCUCAGACCUGAACUUGGACCACGACUGGCUGCUAUGUUGAACUUCAACUUACAGCAACUGUGUGGCCCCAAGUGCCGUGAUCUGAAAGUCGAAAACCCUGAGAAAUACGGGUUUGAACCAAAGAAGCUGUUGGACCAACUGACUGACAUUUAUCUACAGCUCGAUUGUGCUCGCUUUGCUAAAGCAAUUGCUGAUGAUCAGAGGUCCUACAGCAAAGAGCUCUUUGAGGAGGUUAUCUCAAAGAUGAGAAAGGCUGGAAUCAAGUCAACCAUAGCAAUAGAGAAAUUCAAACUGCUGGCAGAGAAAGUGGAGGAAAUCGUUGCCAAGAAUGCCCGUGCAGAAAUCGAUUACAGUGACGCCCCGGAUGAAUUCAGAGAUCCCCUUAUGGACACGCUGAUGACUGAUCCCGUGAGGUUGCCAUCCGGAACUAUUAUGGACAGGUCCAUCAUCCUGAGGCAUCUCUUGAACUCUUCCACUGAUCCUUUCAAUCGUCAGACGCUGACGGAAAAUAUGCUGGAACCAGUGCCAGAACUUAAAGAGCAAAUCCAAGCCUGGAUGAGAGACAAGCAGAACGCUGAGCAUUAAGAAUUCCCUUGCAGUGCACGCCAACACCGACGGGAAGACCAGGGCGUGGGCUGUUCUGGUGACAGUGGAGCAGACACACUUUGAGAGCUGUUUAUGGGAUUAGCACGCCCACUGGCACUGGCUUGCAGUAGUGACCAGGAGCAUGUGGACGAGGAGAAAAGCGGCUUAAUUCUUGUACAUAUAUUUAAGUGAUAACGAUGGUCAAUAACAUGGAGGACAAGCUAGGAAGUUGCUUAUGUUACAAAACUGUCCUUCAAUAUGUCACAUUUUGGAGUUUUUACAGCUGAAUUAUUUUAGCAAAGAUGAAUGGAUCAGGGCAGCAUCCCUUCAACCUUAUUUUUUACAGCCAGAUAUCCGUUAAUUUGAUUGUGGUUAGAACCUUGGACAUUUGCUGCUAAAGUAACUUUUUUUUUUUCCUCCCUUCUUCCUCUUCCACCCAUCAAACCUGCACUGCUGUCUUUUUUUUUUUUUUUUUUUUUGUAAUGCAAAAAAAAUAAAAAUUUUCCCUGUGAAAAUCAAAAUCAUUCCCCUGCCCUCAAAAGAACAUAUUCUGUGCGAUAACUGUGCCUGCAACAAAGUGUUAAUCUUGGGAUCGUAUUUUUAUAUUAUACAUAUUUGCAUAUUUGGUUUUUAAUUGGUGUUUGACACAAGGAUAAUAUCAAAAAAAGCAAAGAUUUCACACAUGGAUUUUAAUUUCUGUUCUUUGAAAUGUCCCUUUUCUUUAUGUUUAUCUAGAUGCUCUGGUAUUUUUGAAAAGC
Molecule: messenger RNA, 4544 nt
Organism: Pterocles gutturalis (yellow-throated sandgrouse)
Lineage: Eukaryota; Metazoa; Chordata; Aves; Pterocliformes; Pteroclidae
Gene: UBE4B
Product: ubiquitination factor E4B
Exons: 29
Coding region: 1-3786 (1261 amino acids)
Biological process (GO): protein polyubiquitination
Cellular component (GO): ubiquitin ligase complex; nucleus; cytoplasm
Molecular function (GO): ubiquitin-ubiquitin ligase activity
Source: RefSeq, a predicted model, not a curated record